Messenger RNA from Rhinolophus ferrumequinum (greater horseshoe bat), 10079 nucleotides. It is a transcript of the gene PRRC2C, whose product is annotated as proline rich coiled-coil 2C. NCBI's taxonomy places the organism in Eukaryota, Metazoa, Chordata, Mammalia, Chiroptera, Rhinolophidae. The record is from RefSeq and is a predicted model, not a curated record. Gene Ontology annotation, biological process: cell differentiation. The coding region runs from base 291 to 8876 and encodes 2861 amino acids. The transcript has 35 exons.
GCAUGACGUAAUACGUAGGGGCUGGCUAGUCGCCAUCUUGCUUCUUGUUCUCGCUCGCUCUCUCCCUCUCGGGAAGCAGCGAAAGUGCUUUGGCGGUUUGUCCAUCUGCCGCGGCGGCUCUCCGAGUCCGGCGGUCCUUCGGGCGCCCCCACCCCCAGCCUCCUGUUCCCCUUCCUCGGAUCAGGCCUCGGCGGAAACCCUCCAAGUGCGCACCCACACUCAGCUUGACACCCUGGCCGACUGGUUUUAAGGGGUGUGGCAGGUUUUGGACUCGAUGAGUUUCCACCGAAAUGUCGGAGAAGUCAGGCCAGAGCACAAAAGCAAAGGAUGGGAAAAAGUAUGCGACACUCAGUUUAUUUAAUACUUACAAGGGUAAAUCAUUAGAAACUCAGAAAACCACAGUUGCAGCUCGGCAUGGAUUACAGAGUCUUGGAAAAGUUGGUAUUUCACGUCGUAUGCCUCCACCUGCCAACCUCCCGAGUCUCAAAGCAGAAAACAAAGGCAACGAUCCGAACGUGAACAUCGUACCUAAAGACGGCACGGGCUGGGCAUCAAAGCAAGAGCAGCACGAAGAAGAAAAAACACCAGAAGCUCCACCAGCACAGCCAAAACCUGGGGUUGCAGCUCCCCCAGAAGUAGCACCUGCUCCCAAAUCAUGGGCCAGUAACAAGCAAGGUGGGCAAGGAGAUGGAAUCCAGGUGAAUAGUCAUUUUCAGCAAGAAUUUCCCAGCCUUCAGGCAGCUGGGGAUCAGGAAAAAAAAGAAAAAGAAGGAAAUGAUGACAACUAUGGACCUGGACCCAGUUUACGCCCACCAAAUGUUGCUUGUUGGAGAGAUGGUGGUAAGUCUGCUGGCUCACCCUUAACGUCUGACCAAGACGAAAAGCUUCCUGGCCAGGAUGAAAGCACAGCGGGGUCGUCAGAACAAAAUGACAUCCUCAAAGUGGUGGAGAAGAGAAUAGCCUGUGGUCCCCCACAGGCUAAACUGAAUGGCCAGCAGCCCGCCCUCACUGCCCAGUACAGAGCUAUGAUGCCCCCUUACAUGUUUCAACAGUAUCCGAGGAUGGCGUAUACUCCUCUUCAUGGGCCCAUGAGGUUUCCACCUUCUUUGUCGGAAACAAACAAAGGCCUUCGAGGAAGAGGCCCGCCUCCUUCGUGGGCCUCUGAGCCCGAACGCCCCUCCAUCCUUAGUGCAUCAGAACUGAAGGAGCUUGAUAAGUUUGAUAACCUAGAUGCGGAAGCUGAUGAAGGUUGGGCAGGUGCCCAGAUGGAAGUGGAUUAUACAGAACAGCUGAAUUUCAGUGAUGACGAUGAGCAAGGAAGUAGCAGUCCCAAAGAAAACACCAGUGAGGAUCAAGGUUCAAAAGCCUCUGAAAACACUGAGACCCGAAAAGAGGCAGAUGAAGUGUGCAACAAUAAAUCAUCUCAGAUACCUGCCCAGCCAUCCGUAGCAAAAGGGCCCUAUGGGAAAGGACCGCCAUUUAAUCAGGAACGUGGACCAUCUUCACACCUGCCACCACCUCCAAAGUUGCUUGCACAGCAGCAUCCUCCUCCAGACCGACAGGCAGUACCUGGAAGACCAGGCCCUUUUCCCCCCAAGCAGCAAGUACCUGAUGAGGAUGAAAUGUGGAAGCAAAGAAGAAGACAGCAGUCAGAGCUUUCUGCUGCGGUUGAACGUGCUCGUAAACGGCGUGAAGAGGAAGAGCGAAGAAUGGAAGAACAGAGGAAGGCAGCAUGUGCUGAGAAGCUGAAACGGUUAAAUGAAAAGCUCGGCAUAGUGGACAAGCAACCAUCGCCCGAGGAAAUUAGAGAAAGGGAGCGAGAAAAAGAACGGGAGCGGGAGAAAGAACUUGAAAAAGAACAAGAACGGGAGCGCGAGAAGGAGAGGGAAAAAGAAAGGGAAAGGCAACAAGAGAAGGAGAAAGAACUGGAAAGAGAGCAGGAAAAACUAAGAGAAAUGGAGAAGGAAAGAAAGCAAGAAAAAGAAAAAGAACUGGAACGGCAGCAGGAAAAAGAAAAAGAACUAGAACUGCAAAAGACAAAAGAACAGGAAAAGGAAUGUGAGUCGGAGAAGAAAGAAAGGGAGAAAGUGGAGGAAAAAAUCGAACACAAAGAACCUGCUUUAGAGCCUAUGGUAGAAAAACCAGAAAGUGAAAACAGUGGUAAUAAAGAGGAUGACCCAGUUUUCACUAGACAAGACAGUAAUCGCAGCGAAAAAGAGACCACUCAAGUGGCGCAUGAAACAGAACCAGAAUCAGGGUCUCAGCCUCGGCCUGCUGUUUUAUCUGGCUAUUUUAAACAGUUUCAGAAAUCUUUACCACCACGAUUCCAACGGCAACAGGAGCAGAUGAAACAGCAGCAGUGGCAGCAGCAGCAGCAGCAGCAGCAGCAGCAGCAGGGUGCACUUCCCCAGACCGUCCCGUCACAGCCGUCCGGUGCCGCCGUCCCUCCUCCACCACACCGGCCUCUCUACCAGCCCAUGCAGCCCCACCCUCAGCAUUUGGCUUCCAUGGGUUUUGAUCCCCGGUGGCUCAUGAUGCAGUCGUACAUGGAUCCUCGAAUGAUGUCAGGUAGACCUGCCAUGGAUAUUCCUCCCAUUCAUCCCGGAAUGAUUCCUCCUAAGCCACUGAUGAGAAGAGACCAGAUGGAAGGGUCACCAAACAGUUCUGAGUCGUUUGAGCAUAUAGCUCGAUCUGCAAGAGAUCACGCACUUUCUCUGCCUGAGCCUCGUAUGAUGUGGGGAUCAGAUCCCUAUCCUCACACCGAGCCUCAGCAGGCUGCUACUCCCAAGGCAGCAGGAGCAGCUGAGGGUGUGAGGCCUGAAGUCCCACUGGAUCAGGAACAGAUUGCUGCUGCUUACCCUCUAGAACAUAGUCAGUUAGAGGCUCAUCCAAAAGCAGACUUGGUUAGAGAAUCAACUGAAACCGAAGCACAUAAGUUUUUAAGCAGAUCUGUGGAAGAUAUUAGGCCUCACCCCACUGACACAAAUCAUCAGCCUGCUUGUUGUGAUGUACCUGAUCGAAAGACUGCAUCCACUCCUCAGGAGGAGUGGGUUUCAGCCGGAGAAAGUCAGCCUGCCCGGAAGAAAAGUGUUUCCCAUGGAUCUAACCACACUCAGAAAUCGGAGGAGCAAAGAAACGAGCCUUCUGCAAGCAUUCCCAAAGUAAUCAGCAGGUGCAUGGAUGCAAAAGAACCGGCAGAAAGGUCAGAGGACAAACCCAGAAAGGAUGGCUUUCUACGAUCUUCUGAAGGACCAAAGCCUGAAAAACUGUAUAAAUCUAAAUCAGAAACUCGUUGGGGCCCAAGGCCAAGUUCCAACAGAAGAGAAGAAGGUAAUGAUAGGCCUGUGAGAAGAUCAGGUCCCAUUAAAAAACCUAUACUUAGAGAUAUGAAGGAGGAGCGAGAACAGAGGAAGGAGAAAGAAGGAGAAAAGGGAGAGAAGGUCACUGAAAAAGUUGUAAAACCGGAAAAACCAGAAAAGAAAGAUCCUGUCCCCCCACCCCAACCUCCCACAGUAGCGAUCCCACCCCAGUCGGGUCCACCACCACCUCAGCCAGAGCCAGAAAAAUUUCCUUCGCCAGAAACUCCAACCUUGGCACAAAAGCCAUCUCAGGAUGCUGAGAAGCUCUCAGAACCUGUAAGUAGCACCGAGGCAGAGGCUGUAGCUAAAACUGUAAACCAGCAAACUGUCACCGCACCAACAGUCAAAGAAGAGAAACAACCUGAGAAAGUCAUCACUAAAGACCUUGUCACAGAGCGGCCUCGACCAGAUUCAAGGCCAGUGGUUAAAAAAGAGUCAUGUCUACCCCCCAGGACCUAUUGGAAAGAAGCUAGAGAUAGAGACUGGUUUCCAGAUCAAGGGUACCGAGGCCGAGGCCGGGGCGAAUACUACUCCAGAGGCCGGAGCUACAGAGGCUCGUACGGUGGGCGCGGCCGUGGCGGUCGAGGGCACACGCGAGACUAUCCUCAGUAUCGAGACAACAGACCUCGUGCGGAGCACGUGCCCGCAGGACCCCUCAGGCAACGAGAAGAAAGUGAGACGCGAAGUGAGAGCUCUGAUUUUGAGGUCAUUCCCAAACGUAGGCGACAGCGUGGUUCAGAGACUGACACCGACAGUGAAAUCCACGAAAGUGCCAGUGACAAGGACAGUUUGAGCAAAGGGAAACUCCCCAAAAGAGAGGAACGGCCUGAAAACAAAAAACCUGUAAAGCCUCAAUCUUCUUUCAAGCCUGAAAAUCAUGUCCGAAUGGAUAGCAGACCUCUAGAAAAGCCUUAUGUAAGGGAUGACGAUAGACCCAAACCGGGUUUCCUUCCGAAAGGAGAGCCCACACGGCGAGGCAGAGGUGGCACGUUCCGGCGUGGGGGCAGGGACCCUGGGGGGCGCCCAUCACGCCCGUCCACCUUGCGGAGACCUGCCUAUCGGGACAAUCAGUGGAACCCCAGGCAGGCAGAAGCUCCUAAACCAGACAGUGCGGAGCCACCGAGGAGACACGAGCAGUUUGUUCCUAUGCCAGCAGACAAACGACCUCCAAAAUUUGAGCGGAAAUUUGACCCCACUAGAGAGAGGCCUCGGAGGCAGCGACCUACCCGCCCACCGAGGCAAGAUAAGCCGCCCCGAUUUCGACGACUCAGAGAGAGGGAGGCGGCUUCCAAACCCAGUGAGGUGGCCGUGCCCGCCGGUGGCACAGUGAGCACUGUGGUUCAGGAGCCAGUUAGUACUGCCGGGGAGGUUUCUGGGAACAAGACACCAGACUUAUCUAAUCAGAACUCUUCAGAUCAGGCAAAUGAAGAAUGGGAAACAGCUUCUGAAAGCAGUGAUUUCAAUGAGAGGCGGGAAAGGGAUGAAAAAAAAAAUGCUGAUUCGAAUGCACAAGCUGUUGUAAAGGCCGGAGAGAAUGUUUCACCCCCAAAACGAGAAGUGGCAAAGAGAAGUUUUUCUAGUCAGAGACCUGGCGUAGACCGCCAGAAUCGGCGCGGCAACAGCGGUCCCCCCAAAUCCGGAAGGAAUUUCUCAGGUCCUAGGAAUGAAAGGAGAAGUGGCCCGCCGUCAAAAAGUGGGAAGCGAGGACCAUUUGACGACCAGUCUGCAGGCACAGCCGGUGUCGACCCCGUGAGUGGCAGCUGUGCACACCACCCAGACGGGGCAGCCAAUGGCACAGGACAGAAGAGCUGCAAAGAUCCCACAGGGAAGAAAAGAGAAGAGCCCAAGCCAGGCCCAAAGAAACCCAAAGAGAAAGUAGACGCACUGUCACAGUUUGAUCUCAACAAUUACGCAAGUGUUGUUAUAAUUGAUGACCAUCCUGAAGUAACAGUAGUUGAAGACCCACAGUCAAAUUUGAAUGAUGAUGGUUUUACUGAAGUGGUAUCGAAAAAACAACAAAAACGUUUGCAGGAUGAGGAACGCCGGAAGAAGGAAGAACAGAUCAUACAGGUCUGGAACAAAAAGAAUGCAAAUGAGAAAGGAAGAAGUCAGACAUCUAAGCUUCCUCCACGAUUUGCCAAAAAGCAGGCUACCGGGAGCCAGCAAGCACAGUCUCCGUCUCCAGCUCUGACCUCGGUUCCAGGUCCAGCCUCAGCCACCGCUCCAGUUCCAUCCUCAACCCCAGCUCCAGGCCCAGCCUCCCCCUCAGCUCCCGUCCUAACCUCAGCCUCCACUCCACUCCCACCAUCAGCCUCAGCUCCAGUUCCAGCCUCCACCUCAGCUACAGCUACAGCCCCAGUCCCUUCCUCCAUUCCAGCUCCAACCCCCAUCCUGGCCUCCGCUUCAACCCCGGCCCCUGUCCCCAUCCUUGCCUCAGCCUCAAUUCCCAUUCUUGCUUCAGCCCUAGCUCCAACUUCAGCUCCAGCUGCAGUCAACUCAGCCCCAGCUGUCCCAGCCAGUUCCACCCCAACUGCCCCAGCCAAUUCAGCCCCGACCCCAACCCCUGCUCUAGCCCCAGCCCUAGUCACAGGCCCCACUGCCCCAGCUCAAGCUCAGGGACAGACUCACAAACCAGUCCAGAGUCCACUACAGACGACAGCACAGUCUUCAAAACAGCCACCACCUUCACUUAGACUGCCUUCAGCUCAGACACCUAAUGGCACAGAUUAUGUAGCCGCAGGAAAAUCCAUCCAGACCUCGCAGUCACAUGGCUCUCUUACAGCUGAGUUAUGGGACAACAAGGUGGCCCCACCAGCUGUGCUGAACGACAUCUCUAAGAAAUUAGGUCCCAUUAGCCCACCACAGCCAUCUUCAGUCAGUGCCUGGAAUAAGCCUCUGACGUCGUUUGGAUCAGCUGCUCCACCCGAGGGAACCAAGAAUGGUCAAGAAAGUGGAGUUGAAAUUGGAAUUGACACAAUUCAGUUUGGUGCUCCAGCUUCAAAUGGGAAUGAAAAUGAAAUUGUUCCUGUGCUUUCGGAAAAAACUACUGACAAAAUACCUGAACCGAAAGAACAACGGCAGAAGCAGCCGCGGGCCGGCCCUAUCAAAGCCCAGAAGCUUCCAGAUUUGAGUCCAGUAGAAAACAAAGAACAUAAACCUGGUCCUAUUGGAAAGGAACGUUCAUUAAAAAAUAGAAAAGUGAAAGAUGCCCAACAGGUAGAGCCAGAAGGACAAGAGAAGCCCAUCCCUGCUGCGGUCAGAAGUGCGGAUCCCGUGACGACGAAGGACACCAAGGCAGCUUCGGAAAUGUCUGGUGACAUAGGAGCCAUGAUCUCAGUGCCGGCCGCAGAAUAUGGCACCGAUGUCAAGGAGUCUGUAACAGACUAUACUACACCUUCUUCUUCUCUGCCUAACACUGUGGCUACUAAUAAUGCAAAGAUGGAGGAUACUUUGGUUAAUAAUGUGCCCCUGCCCAACACCCUUCCCCUCCCUAAGAGGGAGACUGGACAACAGAGCUCCAGCCUCACUUCCGUCCCUCCCACUACUUUCAGCCUCACCUUCAAGAUGGAGUCUGCACGUAAGGCAUGGGAGAAUUCUCCAAAUGUGAGGGAAAAGGGAUCUCCAGUCACUUCGGCGGCACCCCCAAUCUCAAGUGGAGUCCCCAGUAGUGCCAGUGGGCCGAGCGCCACCAGUUACAGCUCGUUCUCCAGCGCGUCCGUGCCUCAGAUUCCCGUCGCUUCGGUCACUCCCACCACGUCGCUGUCAGGCGCUGGUACCUACACUACCUCUUCUCUGAGUACAAAGUCCACAACCACGUCAGACCCUCCUAAUAUCUGUAAAGUGAAACCCCAGCAGUUACAGACAAGCAGCCUGCCCUCUGCGAGUCAUUUUUCGCAGCUGAGCUGUAUGCCUUCCCUGAUCGCCCAGCAGCAGAGUCCGCAGGUCUACGUGUCUCAGUCCGCAGCAGCUCAAAUCCCAGCUUUCUAUAUGGACACAAGUCAUUUAUUCAGUACCCAGCAUGCACGGUUGGCUCCACCGUCAUUGGCUCAGCAACAAGGCUUCCAACCAGGUCUUUCUCAGCCCACUUCCGUUCAGCAGAUCCCAAUCCCUAUUUACGCGCCACUGCAAGGACAGCAUCAAGCCCAGCUGAGUCUGGGUGCCGGACCCGCUGUUUCCCAGGCUCAGGAACUGUUCAGUUCUUCCCUUCAACCAUAUAGAUCUCAGCCAGCCUUUAUGCAAAGCAGCCUAUCCCAGCCGUCUGUGGUGCUUUCUGGGACUGCCAUCCACAAUUUUCCAGCUGUCCAACACCAGGAACUUGCCAAGGCACAGUCGGGUCUUGCCUUUCAACAGACUUCAAGUACUCAGCCUAUUCCUAUAUUGUAUGAACAUCAGCUGGGCCAGGCGUCAGGACUGGGAGGGUCCCAGCUGAUCGAUACACAUCUCCUCCAGGCUAGAGCCAAUCUUACCCAGGCUUCAAACCUUUAUUCUGGACAAGUACAACAGCCUGGUCAGACCAAUUUUUAUAACACUGCCCAGUCACCGAGUACUCUGCAGCAGGUAAACUAUGGCAUGGUUACGGUACCUCUACCUGCAUCCCAGCUCUCCUUGCCGAAUUUUGGAUCCACGGGGCAGCCUUUAAUUGCUCUGCCUCAGACUCUUCAGCCCCCGUUACAGCACACCACCCCCCAGGCCCAGGCCCAGAGCCUGAGUCGUCCCGCACAAGUCAGCCAGCCUUUCAGGGGGCUGAUCCCAGCUGGAACACAGCACAGCAUGAUAACAACCACAGGGAAAAUGUCUGAAAUGGAACUGAAAGCCUUUGGGAGUGGCAUUGACAUAAAACCAGGGACCCCUCCGAUCAGCGGUAGAAGCACCACACCAACAUCUAGUCCCUUCCGGGCCACUUCCACAAGUCCGAACAGCCAGUCCAGCAAAAUGAACAGCAUUGUCUAUCAGAAGCAGUUCCAGUCAGCCCCUGCCACUGUGAGAAUGACACAACCAUUUCCUACACAGUUUGCACCCCAGAUCCUCUCUCAGCCUAACCUGGUCCCUCCAUUGGUAAGAGCCCCACAUACUAACACCUUCCCAGCGCCUGUUCAGAGGCCGCCAAUGGCACUGGCCAGUCAGAUGCCUCCUCCGCUGACCACAGGCCUUAUGAGCCAUGCUCGUUUGCCACAUGUAGCCAGGGGUCCUUGUGGAUCACUGUCUGGAGCCAGAGGUAAUCAGGCCCAGGCCGCGCUGAAGGCUGAACAAGACAUGAAGGCAAAGCAGAGAGCAGAGGUUCUUCAGUCCACGCAACGGUUCUUCUCUGAACAGCAGCAGAGCAAACAGAUAGGAGGCAAAGCCCAGAAAGUGGACAGUGAUUCAAGCAAACCUCCUGACACACUGACCGACACUCCCGGUGUCUGUCAGGAAAAAGUAGAAGAAAAGCCACCUCCUGUACCCACCAUAGCCACCAAACCUGUUAGAACUGGACCGAUCAAACCUCAGGCCAUCAAAACCGAAGAAACAAAAUCUUAAACGGCUGUGGUUUAUUGCAGGGGGCUGGGGGAGAGGAGAAGGGAGAGGAAGAGUGAAGUCAGAUGAUGCCAGCAGCCAGAGGGGCAAACGGCCCUCGCCCAGACCCGGAGGCACAAAGGGCGCGGGCGGUUCACACUGACAGCUGCUGCACCAGUAGGUACAACACGCUCUGUCAGGGGCUGUGUGUCUUCGGUCCUAAUUUCCACACAAACGUGCACGCGUUCCUGAGUGGAUGUAACGUAGAAUUAAGGCCUUAUGGUUAGAUGAAACCCAGAAACGAGAGGAAAAUCACUGCCGCAGAGCAGCUUGGCCGCACCAGUGGUCCCGGCUCGCCCAUCAGGUGUGGUUUCUCUGCUCCCCUGUGACCUGCGCAGAUCGUGAUGGCAUUUCUAAGGUUGGUGGUGAAGAGCUGAAGAUAACUGGUGCUGGAGAGAGGAGCCUUGGUUUUGAUUCUGGCAGCUUGCUAUUUUUGUCACGUGGUAACUGAGUUGAAUCAAAGUACAAUCAAAGUACAGUACUCGAUGUCCCUUUCUCCCUGGCUGAGUGAGCAAAUGGUGAAAUGGUAAUGUCAGCAUCCGUGAACAUGUCCAACUGGGCAGUGUCGGCUACUGCUUCUGUUUGAAAUGACGCUGUGUUUGGUCGUGGCCUGAAGCUUUGAAGCACGGCUGGGCGCCUCCGUUCUUCCACGGAGCUCUUACCAUCCAAACAGCAGAUUUGGUAAAAUACUACUUAGGCUGAGUCCUGCUUGCCUCCGCUCGGUUGUUUUUGUAUGAAUCCAGUGGGGAUGGUUUUUCUUUGUUUGUUUGUUUUGUCUUUUUUAAACGGUUUUUAGCCGAUCUGUGUGAAGAGCAGUGAGUACCUAGUACUGAGCCACUGAUGAAAGGAAGUCCUAUCUAAGAAGGUGCAUUUCUUUACCAGAGCUGUGUCGUCCCAUCCUUCGGGCCCUGCGCUGGAACGAUAGAACCAAGUCUGAAAUAAUGCCUUUUAAUUGUAUCCUCUAGUCUUAUAGAUGUAGGACAGUACUGUAUCAUACUGUGUGAAUGUACACUAUCUUGUACCUGCUUUAGGAUACGUAGUAGUGACCGUGCUUUAUCAGAGCUGUUUUUAAUGACGUUAUUCUAGAAUGUUUUCUUUCCAGAUGAUGAUUGAGAAGCUGAUUUAAAAAAAAAAAAAAAAAAAUGGUGCCAGGUACCACAACAGUAA